Messenger RNA from Brassica napus (rape), 894 nucleotides. RefSeq lists its product as uncharacterized. Gene Ontology annotation, molecular function: nucleic acid binding; zinc ion binding. Lineage: Eukaryota; Viridiplantae; Streptophyta; Magnoliopsida; Brassicales; Brassicaceae. The record is from RefSeq and is a predicted model, not a curated record. Bases 1 to 894 code for a protein of 297 amino acids. The transcript is spliced from 2 exons.
AUGAAUACAUCAUUAGUUUCAGUGCCGGAGCUAAAGUCAGCUCCGAUCUGGUUAGAGCUAAGGAACGUGCCAUUUCAAUUCUUCAAUGAGGAUGGGCUUGAACGCAUAGCAGGUCUGGUCGGCCAUCCUAAGUUCCUGCACCCGUCGACUGCUAAUAAGACCAACUUGGAAGUAGCAAAAGUUUUCACCAUCAUUGACCCGAGACUGCCUCUACCUGAAGCGGUAAACGUACAAUUCGACUCUGGUGACAUCUGUCGUGUGCUUGUGUCAAGUCCAUGGAUGCCUCCAAUCUGUGGCCAAUGCAAUGAUAUUGGUCAUAACACCAGAAGUUGUAAGAAAGCACCAAAAUUGUGUGCUUCUUGUAAGUCUGAGACGCAUGAAACCUCAAACUGUCCGAAGGUCAAACCUGCAUCAGCUAACGGAUCAGGCAAGAAAACCCGUAGAGGGAGAUCUACUUCUAAAGCCAGAAUCCCUCAGGUUCCGCAGGGAAAUUUCAGCUCUGCAUCAGCCCAAGUCUACAGACCCAAGCUGAAAUCCAACGGCAUGAUACAGGGGAGGCAAAGUGUCUUGGAAGAAGGGGGUACUAGUAAUUCAUCUCAACGUCCAGAAGACUCAGAAACAGUUGGUCAUGUCUCGCCCCAGCUACCUACUAAAACUGCGCCUGCUGAUACUGAUGCUUCACAGCAAACAAAUACUACUCAUCCACGUGAUCCGGCGUCUCGGGCAUCCUCUGUUUGCUCUGAUGCUGAACCUGACUCCUCGGAUACUGAUUCGUCGGGGUCUGACGAGGAGGAGGGAGAGAUUCUGGAGUAUGUAAAGGACCCAAGCUUCAAAAUGAAGAAUCGACAUUCGGGUAGAAAUAAAUCUCGGGGCAAGGCCCCAUCAAAUCUUUAA